CGAUUGCAAUUUCUACACCCAUCACAACUCUGCGUCGAGCGCGUACUGUUGCAUCCUGUGAGGCGGUGACGCGGGUUGAACAUCGACAACCGUAGGAGAUCUCGGGUAUCGGCAAAAUAGGAAGACGGUAAACCCUAAUUCGUUUACUGGCCCUCGUCUUCUUCCUCCGUCCUUGAAAGGAGGCGCCGGCCAUCAACGACUCAAAUCGAGGCGGGGGAGGUGGGCGGAGAGCGGGAGUUCAAUAUCGAACCACAGCGCCUGAGAGACUGAAAUCAUCUUCAGAAUCUAUUAGAAGAGUCGAAGGACGAAGCUGCAAAGUAGCUAGAGGACAGUACGAAGGAAAGAAGAGGCGAAAAUAAAAAAAAGGGUAUUUGCCGAUAAGGGCAGAUGGUGAAGGUUCGGAUGAACACGGCCGAUGUGGCCGGCGAGGUGAAGUGCCUACGCAAGCUCAUCGGAAUGCGUUGCGCCAACGUCUACGAUAUCUCUCCUAAGACUUAUCUCUUCAAGAUGAUGAAUAGCAGUGGAAUAACUGAGUCAGGGGAGAGUGAAAAGGUUUUAUUGUUGAUGGAAAGUGGUGUAAGGCUGCAUACUACUCAAUAUGUCCGGGACAAAAAUAUAACUCCAUCUGGGUUUACUCUAAAAUUACGGAGACACAUACGGACAAGAAGACUUGAAGAUGUUCGACAACUUGGAUAUGAUCGUAUUGUUCUUUUUCAGUUUGGAUUAGGAAAUAAUGCUCAUUUUGUUAUUCUGGAGCUGUAUGCCCAAGGAAAUAUUCUUCUCACGGAUUCAGAAUUUACUGUAUUGACACUUCUCCGUUCACACAGAGAUGAUGAUAAGGGGUUGGCAAUAAUGUCACGCCAUCGCUACCCAAUCGAAGCUUGUCGUGUAUUUGAAAGAACUAAUCUAAUGAAAUUGAAAUCUGCACUUGCUUGUUCUGAUCCGGCCAAUGAAAGCAAUUCCUCUGAGGCUAUUGACGUCGUACAUGACAGAUCUGAAGAUGGUGGUGAUGGUAAAAGCAUGACCAUACCUCCCUCAGCUCAGGAAACUAAUAGGAAAAAACAGCCAAACAAAACUACAUUAAAGUCCAUCCUUGGUGAGGCACUGAGCUAUGGGCCUGCACUAUCUGAGCAUAUAAUAUUGGAUGCUGGUCUUCUUCCUAAUGUGAAAGUUGGGGAAAAUACCAAUGUCAAAAUUAGUGAUGAAAAUUUUGAGAUUUUGGCUCAAGCUGUCACAAGGUUUGAGGACUGGCUUGAGGAUGUUAUAUCUGGUCCUACCAUUCCAGAGGGAUACAUUUUGAUGCAGAAUAAAGGUACUGGGAAGAAGGAGCAUGUAGUUACAUCAGAACUUAAAGUGGACAAGAUCUAUGAUGAAUUUUGUCCUCUUUUAUUGAACCAAUUUAAAUCAAGGGAAUGCAUAAAGUUUGAUGCAUUUGAUUAUGCCCUAGAUGAGUUCUACAGUAAAAUUGAAAGUCAACGCUCUGAACAACAGCGGAAAGCAAAAGAAGAAUCAGCUAUGCAAAAGCUUGAUAAGAUUCGCUUGGAUCAGGAAAACCGUGUUCAUGCUCUAAAGAAGGAAGUUGAUUACUCAAUCAGAAUGGCUGAAUUGAUCGAGUAUAACUUGGAAGAUGUGGAUGCAGCCAUAUUGGCUGUUCGUGUUGCACUUGCAAAUGGGAUGAGCUGGGAGGACCUUGCUCGUAUGGUGAAAGAAGAGAGAAAAUCAGGAAAUCCUGUAGCUGGUUUAAUUGACAAGCUUUAUCUUGAUAGAAAUUGUAUUACUUUGCUAUUAAGUAACAACCUCGAUGAAAUGGAUGAUGAUGAGAAAACUGCCCCGGUUGAGAAGGUUGAGGUUGAUUUGGCUCUUUCUGCACAUGCCAAUGCUCGUCGCUGGUAUGAAUUGAAGAAACGACAGGAAAAUAAGCAGGACAAAACUGUUAAAGCACACGAGAAGGCUUUCAAAGCUGCUGAGAAGAAAACUAAACUUCAACUUGCUCAGGAGAAGACUGUUGCGGCAAUCUCUCACAUGCGCAAAGUUCAUUGGUUUGAGAAAUUUAACUGGUUUAUUAGCAGCGAAAAUUAUUUGGUGAUAAGUGGUCGUGAUGCACAACAAAAUGAGAUGAUAGUCAAACGAUAUAUGUCUAAGGGAGACCUGUAUGUGCAUGCUGAUUUGCAUGGAGCUUCUAGUACUGUAAUCAAGAAUCACAAACCGGACAAUCCAAUACCACCUCUGACAUUAAAUCAAGCAGGAUGUUUUACUGUUUGCCAUAGCCAAGCAUGGGACUCAAAAAUUGUCACAAGUGCCUGGUGGGUUUAUCCACAUCAAGUAAGUAAGACGGCUCCCUCUGGAGAGUAUCUCACCGUAGGUAGUUUUAUGAUUCGUGGUAGGAAAAAUUUCCUUCCCCCUCACCCUCUUGUUAUGGGUUUUGGCAUUAUGUUUCGUUUGGAUGAGAGCUCCUUGGCACCACAUUUGAAUGAGAGGAGAGUUAGAGGAGAGGAGGAGGGUCUUCUUGAGAUGGAAGUAGAAUCACACAAGGAGCAGGAUAAUUCUGACUCUGAUGAGCAGGAUAUUGAUGUAGAAGAUACAAGUAAGGAAACAGAAAAUCACUUCAAUCCAAUUAGGCAUCAGCCUAAUGGGGAUACAGAUACCAUCACUGGAUUUGAUUCUUCCAUUGUUACUUUAACCACUGAGGCUACAUCUUCAAAUCCACCUGAAGUUUUUUCUCAAGAUGAAACUGGAGAAGGAAACUUCCAUGCCGGAAGGCCAUCAGAUAUAGAUGACAGAAUUGACACAUCUGGUUCUUCACAACUUGACCUUCUUAUCGACAAGGCACUUGGCCUCAAGCCCGCUAAGCUUUCAAGUAAUAACGCUGUAUCUGAUACACAUGGAUCAACGAUAGUUGAGUCUCAGACAAAUGAAAUUAAAACGAGUAUAGGCAGGGAGAAGCCUUACAUAUCUAAGGCAGAAAGAAGAAAAUUCAAGAAAGGCCAGAAGAACACUUCUGAUGCAGCAAAGGGCUCUGAUGAAAAUGAGAAUGAUACAAGUCCUGCCAAUUCACAACUAGAUGACAAUCAGAAGGUGAGGCCGGUUAAUCCAAAGAUUACUCGUGGGCAGAAGGGGAAACUUAAGAAGAUCAAGGAGAAAUAUGCAGAACAGGAUGAAGAAGAAAGGAGAAUCCGCAUGGCUUUGCUUGCAUCUUCUGGAAAAGCACCACAAAAGGAGAAGGAGCCAGAAAAACUUGUUACUUUUACUGGCAAGUUGAAUAAAUCUUUGACUGAUGAGAACAACUCAUCAUCUAAAAUAUGCUUCAAAUGCAAGAAGGCCGGUCAUCUUUCCAAGGACUGUCAGGAACAUAAUGUUGAACCUAAGAAGACAAAUGUCAAUGUCUCUGGAGACUCUGUAAAUGUACUAAAUAAAGGCAAUGGUGAGAUCGAUAUAGCUGCAACUGAGGAUGAUGACAUCCCUGAGAUAGGUGAAGAAGAGAGAGAGAAAUUGAAUGACUUAGAUUAUUUUACGGGCAAUCCACUUCCGAGUGAUAUUUUGCUUUAUGCUGUACCUGUCUGUGGACCUUACAAUGCCCUGCAAACAUACAAAUAUCGGGUCAAGAUAACCCCAGGAACUGCUAAAAAAGGCAAAGCUGCCAAAACUGCAAUGAAUUUGUUUAGUCAUACGCCAGAGGUGACAAGCCGGGAGAAGGAACUCAUGAAAGCAUGUACAGAUCCAGAAUUGUUCGCGGCAAUCAUAAGCAAUGUGAAGAUUACAGCACCAGGUUUGACUCAGCUAAAGCAGAGACAGAAGAAGGGUAAAAGAUCUGGCAAGGAUAAUUAGCAAUUAGCGGAGUUGGAAAUUUUUCCUGUGAAAAUGCUUGUUAGGUGCAGCCUUCUCUCAUCCUUUUCUAUUUCCUCUUCUGCUAAGACAACAAACAAAACCUAAAAUGUGUAGAUUCUGGUAGAUAUGGAAUUCCUCAGAUGUCUCCUCGCAGGUAAAUUGGAAAUCCUGUUUCCCUUUUGGAAAUUCAAGAGAGCAAAAUAACUCAGAACCAAAAGAAGGAAGAUAUGAAAACAAUGAAGAGUUCUCAGCAAGGAUAGUUUUGUGACUUGUCAUUACCGAUGUCGUCAAAUAUUGUUCGGUGUAUAAUUCUAAUUUAAGGGGUUUUUCUUUUUGAAAAUAAAUAAAUUAAAAUGUGUUCGACAUUUUUCUUUCAGUUAUAGCUUUCCAGUUUGGAACUCUUAAGGUAAAUGUCGUACCUUGAUUUCAAAUUCAGCUCGUUGAUCAAUUUAUUUAAAGAUGUUUGAUUCUAA
This is a messenger RNA of Zingiber officinale, 4298 nucleotides long. Its product is annotated as nuclear export mediator factor NEMF-like. The transcript has 14 exons. NCBI's taxonomy places the organism in Eukaryota, Viridiplantae, Streptophyta, Magnoliopsida, Zingiberales, Zingiberaceae. Gene Ontology annotation, molecular function: ribosomal large subunit binding; zinc ion binding; tRNA binding. Gene Ontology annotation, cellular component: RQC complex. The coding region runs from base 388 to 3825 and encodes 1145 amino acids. The record is from RefSeq and is a predicted model, not a curated record. Gene Ontology annotation, biological process: rescue of stalled cytosolic ribosome; ribosome-associated ubiquitin-dependent protein catabolic process.